AUGUUCGAAGGGAAAUUUAUAGAGGGACAGCAGCAGACAACGAUUUUGGAAGAAAUGGAAGGGGUUGUCUCGGCACAAAGCUUUGAGGCAUUCUUACAAUGGCUAUACCUUCGAAAAAUCCGGUUCGACUUAAGUGAGCCCGAACAUCAGAUCUCAGCUACGAUAGAGCUGGCGCGGUUUGCGGACAUGUGCAAUGUUACAGCAAUAGAAUCUGAAGUCGCUCGGUACUUGAAAAAUGUUCUCAUUAACCACCCGAAUCCUGAAAGAAUCAACAUUGGGAUAACUAUCAACACCUACCGUCUCACAUCUCAGCAUAUAAUUUCAGCGACUUUUCUGCCUGAAGGUCACGCAAUCCGCCGCAUUUUGGCUGCCGCAACAGUUAGAGGAUAUCUUCUCUGCGAAAACCACAGAUUCGCUCAGGAGACUAGAGAAUAUCCUAGCUUUGGUGUUGACCUCCUCCACGAAGUGGGAUUGACUUUGAAGGGAAUGAAUAUCGCUGGUUAUGGAGCCACUUGGGAGGAUCCUCUCAAUGGAGACAAGAGCGAAGUCCAGGAAUUUCGUUCUUUCUGA
This is a messenger RNA of Penicillium cinerascens, 570 nucleotides long. RefSeq names its product BTB/POZ domain-containing protein. The transcript has a single exon. Bases 1 to 570 code for a protein of 189 amino acids. The record is from RefSeq and is a predicted model, not a curated record. Lineage: Eukaryota; Fungi; Ascomycota; Eurotiomycetes; Eurotiales; Aspergillaceae.